This is a messenger RNA of Pleuronectes platessa (European plaice), 2924 nucleotides long. Its product is annotated as myelin-associated glycoprotein. The record is from RefSeq and is a predicted model, not a curated record. The coding region runs from base 235 to 2457 and encodes 740 amino acids. NCBI's taxonomy places the organism in Eukaryota, Metazoa, Chordata, Actinopteri, Pleuronectiformes, Pleuronectidae. The transcript is spliced from 11 exons.
GAGCUGAGUGUCCCAUCGCAGGCGCCACCACUCGGACAUGACCCAGCUGUAGGAUUAUUACCACUGAUGCCCUCAAUGCUGGAAAAAAAGCUUUUUUAGCCUCCUUCUGUACAUUUACUGUCAGUAUGUAUCAUUAAAGAUAUUUAGAUUUGACCUGUAUGAUCUUUUUUCCCCAGAAAAUAGAGAAACUUCCUGCUGAAUAUCCUCGUUGGGUUUAAGUGUAGGAGCGUCAUAAUGAAAGGUGCCAUAAAGGUUUUCUUCAUAUGCUGUCUACUUCAAGGUAGCUCAUGCCAGCACUGGGCAGUCUUCAUGCCUCAGACAGUGGAGGGUCUGAGCGGCUCCUGUGUCCUCGUCUCCUGCAGUUUCAGCUUGCCCCCGGAAUGGGAUCAACACCUGGAUGACUCGUGCAGAGCCAUCUGGAAGAGAGGCAGCUGGAGCCGAACACAAGUGUUUGAUUCCAGCCUCAGCGGAGCGAGUGCAAGCCUGAACGUCCUGCAGGGAAACCUGACGGGGAAUCUGCGAGAGAAGGACUGCACCACCAUCUUCAACAACCUGCCCUCCAACCACUACGACAACUAUUACUUCAGACUGCAGUGUGACAACUCGCUGAAGUUCAACUUUCAAACCAGCGUCCUCAUCAUCACUCAGGAUUCAUUCCCCAGACCUGCUCUGAAUCCAUCCAGGCUGGAGGUAGAAGAAGGGAGUCCUGUGAGGCUGAACUGCUCCGCUGUCACUCCCUGUCCUGUUCUUCCUCCAGUUUUGACGUGGACGCCAAGUAUAGGCGACGUUGAGGAGAGCAUAGACAGUAAAUCUGUGACCUCUCUUCUGAACUUCACUGCUUCUCACCUUCACAACGGACAGAAGAUCUCCUGCAAAACACUCUACAGCCGACAAGCUGGCAACAGCGACCUGCUGUAUGAAAAGAGUGUGACCCUGCGUGUGUACUAUCCUCCGAACAACACGUCGAUCAGUUACCCUGCUCCUGCACAGGAGGGCCGCUCCGUGACUCUGACUUGCAACGCUAACGCAAACCCAGCCGUGGACAGCUACACCUGGUACAAAGAGCAUGGAGAUCAGGUGUCAGCAGUGGGCUCCAAUAAGAGGCUUUUAACAUCAGUCUCAGAAGUCGACAACACAUUUUUCUGCCAAGUCAGUAACCGAUAUGGAACCCAGAACUCAUCCGUCACUCAGAUUGAUGUACAGUUUUCUCCCAAGGACACGACGGUGAUUGCCGAUCCCACCGGUCCAAUACUGGAGGGCAGCUCUGUCUCUCUGCUCUGUCGGAGCCGUGCCAACCCCUCGGUGACCAACUACACCUGGUACAGGGACGAUGUCGAGGAAGAGGAGGCCGGAGCGAGCCUGGUUCUGAGCAGUGUCGACCCGAGCCGUGGUGGUGAUUAUCACUGUGAAGCAAGAAAUGCCCUCGGAGAAGACGCGUCAGCAGCUGUCCAUCUGGACAUUCAGUAUCCGCCGAAGAACACGUCCGUGCUGGUUGAUCCUUCUGCUCCGGUGCCGGACGGCAGCUCUGUGACCCUGACGUGCACGAGCGUCGCCAAUCCAGCAGCGAUGAACUUCACCUGGUUCAGAGUGAGAGCGAGACAAAACGAGGUGGUGGGUUCUGAGACAGACUUCACCUUCAAUGUGACCAAGCUCUCAGAGGAUUACUAUUACUGUGAAGCCCUGAAUGUCCACGGAGCUCGAUACUCGGAACCUGCUCAAAUUGAUGUCGCCUUUGCUCCAGAGAUCCUGCCUUCCUCCCGCUGCAUCAAGAUUUUAUCCCAAUUCCGAUGCUCCUGUGACAGCCAGGGGAACCCGCUUCCCUCCCUGGUUUGGGAAUUGGCCGGGGAGCCUGUCAAUCACUCCGCUGACAUUCCGAUCAGGGAGGUUACCCUGGGGGGCUUUGCCAGGAGGAGCGUCAUCACUCUGUUCCAUCUGGACAAAGACGUGCCCUCUCUACUCUGCCUCACCAUCAACUCUCUGGGCUCUGAUAGUUUGGCCUUCAACGUGUCUGCCAGUGAAACUCAGCUAGGCUUCCAUACUGUGUCUCUGCUGAUUGGCUCUGCAGCGGGAGCACUGGGGAUGCUUUUGAUGUGCGUGCCGCUGUUGCUCUGUUGCAGGAAAAGGAAAGAAAGCCUGAUACUGGUGGACACUUCAGAAAAUGUGUUCACUAAUAAGACCAGCUCUUCACACCUGGAUGUCAUUCAUGUCAGUAAUGCCAUUCUGGAGGAGGAAGGUGGAGCCAAUGUGGACUUUGAUAAACUCCAGGUGGUCAGUACAGAGGGAAAGCUCGAGGACGGGGAGAUCACAGGCCUGGACUCCAAGACGACAAAUUCUGAAAUCUGCUUGCUCUCAGGAGAAUGCAAUGGUGGAAAUGCAAAGGAGGAGGAAACAGGUGCAAACACUGGGGAAGGCGUUGAUGGUCUUACGGGACAAAACAGUGACAAAGCGAUGGCUUAACUUUAAGAAGAAAAUACAAGUGAAUCACAUCAGGAUUCUGGCUGCAAAACACCUGCAGAACUGUCGAGAAGCUAUAAUUAGUGGGUAGGAUAACGUUUUAAAACCAGCAGCUGAGGUCACAUGUGAUCUGCAUCAACGAUGUCACAUAGCUGACACAAUAUUUUUUUAUAAUAGGUAGUUACUAAUAAUACAGGGUUCACAGCGACUCUUUAUCUUGGUGUUUAAUCAGCCAUAACAAUAAAUGUUUAAACUGUAGCUAAGUACUAAAGAUAAAAGCUGCCAGAUUUAUUAUGCAAACACUUUUAUUGAUAUUUGUCAUAAUAUGUUUUAUAAACACAAAAGUAAAUCCUCAUGCACUCAAGUUGCCAUUCAGUCUUAAGUGUAUAUGCAUUCUUCAGAAACUAUUUUGCCCUUUUACAUGUUCACAAAUCCCAGAAUAAUGUCAAUAAACUUUAAAGUACAUCAUU